Molecule: messenger RNA, 1968 nt
Organism: Monoraphidium neglectum
Lineage: Eukaryota; Viridiplantae; Chlorophyta; Chlorophyceae; Sphaeropleales; Selenastraceae
Product: Importin subunit beta-3
Exons: 13
Coding region: 1-1968 (655 amino acids)
Biological process (GO): protein import into nucleus
Cellular component (GO): nucleus; cytoplasm
Molecular function (GO): nuclear import signal receptor activity
Source: RefSeq, a predicted model, not a curated record
AUGGCGGCCGCCGAUGCGCAGGCCGUCCUGGCCGAUCCGAACGCCUUUGAAGCGCUCGUGGCCUCGCUCCUGCAGGCCGACAACACGGCCCGCAAGCAUGCCGAGGCCGUGUUCGAGGAGGUUAAGAAGCACGCUGACGGAUGUGUGUCACACCUUAUGCGGUGCCUUCGCCAGUCGCCCAACGAGGAGCACAGGGCUUUCAGCGCGAUUAUGCUGCGGAAGGUUUUGACGCGUGAUGAGCCGACGAUGUACGCGGCGAGCAGCCCGCAGGUCCAGGCCAGCGUCAAGCAGGAGCUCCUGGCGGCGCUCGCCGCGGAGCCCAACGCCAGCGUGCGCAAGAAGGUCGGCGACACGGUCAGCGAGCUGGCGUCGGACCUGCUGGCCAAGGAGCAGUGGCCCGAGGUGCUGCCGUCCCUGGUUGAGCGCAUCCAGUCGGGACAGCCCCAGGCGAUGGAGGCGUCGCUGGCGAUCCUGGCCACCCUUGCGUCCUACUCCACGGACAGCCUGCGGCCCCACCUGGCGCAGCUGCACCCCAUCCUGGGCGCCUGCCUCGGGCACGCCUCGCUGGAGGUCCAGGUGGCGUCCCUUAUGUGCGUGGCGGGCUUUAUCCAGCAGCUGGAGGAGCCCAAGGAGCGCGACGCGUUCCAGCCCAUGGUGUCGCCCAUGCUGGCCACCCUCGGCCGCUGCCUCACGUCCAAUGACGAGCAGGCGGCGCAGGAGGUGCUUGAGCAGCUGAUCGAGGUGGCGGAGCAGCACCCCAAAUUCCUGAAGAAGCAGCUGACGGAGGUGAUCGCCGCGAUGCUCCAGAUCGCCAACGCGCCGCAGCUGGACGACCCCACGCGCACGCUGGCGGUGGAGUUCAUGGUCACGCUGUGUGAGGCGCGGGACAGGGCCCCAGGCAUGAUGCGCAAGCUGCCGGACUUUGUCCCGACGCUGUUUGGGGCGCUCAUGGGGUUCUUGCUGGAUGUUGAGGACGAGCCCCUGUGGCACCAGGCGGACAGCGACGCGCACGAGGAGGAGGGCUGCGGCGAGCUGUUUGACAGUGGCCAGGAGUUCCUGGACCGCGUGGCGAUCAGCCUGGGCGGCAAGGCGCUCGUGCCGGCCGCGGGCGCGCUGCUGCCGGCGUGGCUGCAGGACGCGGGCGACUGGAAGAAGCGCCACGCCGCGCUCAUCUGCCUGGCGCAGAUCGCGGAGGGCUGCGCCAAGGUGAUGCUGGAGCAGCUGCAGCCGCUGGUGGCCAUGUGCCUCACCGGGCUCGGCGACGCGCACCCCAGGGUGCGGUGGUCUGCCUGCCAGGCUCUGGGCCAGAUGUGCACCGACCUGACGCCCGACAUCCAGGAGAACCACGGCGCACAGAUACUGCCCGCCCUCAUGGCCGGCAUGGACGACUUCAACAACCCAAGGGUGCAGGCGCACGCGGCGGCGGCGGUGGUGAACUUCAGCGAGGGGGCGGAGGCGGACCUGAUGGCGCCCCACCUGGACACGCUCAUCACCAAGCUGCUCACCCUGCUGCAGCGCGGCAAGAAGCUGGUGCAGGAGGGCGCCCUGACGGCGAUCGCGUCGGUGGCUGACAGCAGCGCGGACAUGUUUGUGAAGUACUACGACGCGGUGAUGCCGCUGCUGUCCUCCAUACUGGUCAACGCGCAGGACAAGCAGCACCGCCUGCUGCGCGCCAAGGCCCUGGAGUGCAUCAGCCUCGUCGGCAUGGCCGUCGGCCGCGACCGCUUCCGCGGCGACGCGGCGCACGUCAUGGGCUUCCUGCAGCAGCUGCAGGGCGCUGAGCUGGACCCCGACGACCCGACCUCCUCUUACAUGCUGCAGGCGCGCGGGGGCGGGGGGCGGCAUGCAGCCUGGGGCCCGCAGGAGCAUGCUCGGGGGGUUUCCAGAGAGGGGCGCAAAGAUGGCAGCUUCUAUGCAGCUUCCGCCUUGGCCCACCAGCCGGACGCGCCCGCCGGUGGCUUGCAGUGA